AUUCUCUUGUGUCGACUGUUGUGAACACCAUCAGCCUCCAAUCCACGAGCUGAUACUUUUAAACAAAGGCUGUGUUCUGCUUGGGAGCCGCAAUCCACUACAAUAACCUGACCUUCACAUUGUGUCACCCCACGUAUGUGGGUUUGGGAGCGCUACGAACGUGCCAAUAGAUUGGCUCCCCCUCAGAGGUUCGAGGUUCUCACAGGCAGUUCUCAUUCCCGCGGAUAGACACGGAGCGCGGGCCGUGCACAGGAUCGUUGAUGGCUAAAGUUAGAGCUAUGUCUCUUAAGUACCUUGAAUCUUGAGGCCAUGAGCUGUCGCGAGGCGAGCAAUAAACGACGAACGCCUCAAAGCUGAUCGACCUUCUAAGAUGUCGUCAACCUGCACCAUACCAUCUGACAUUCAAGAUAUCCUAGGUCCUUACGUAUUUGGGUAUCAGUUCAACUGGGCCCUGUACGGCAUAUUGAUCGUUCAAGUCUACAUAUACCACGUCUCUUCGCUUCCAGAUAGAUGGCCGAUUCAGGCCAUUGUAUAUGGCACACUCAUUAUCGAAACCGUGCAAAUCGCAUUCGCAACACAUGACUCAUAUUAUCAAUUUGCUGUCUCUUGGGGCCAGGUUGCGGAGCUCAACGUCUUACAUUAUACUUGGUUGACGUUGCCCGUUCUGAUUGGUAUCAUCAGCAUGAUUACACAAAUAUUCUAUGCGUGGCGAAUACAUAUAUUGAGCAAAAGAUAUGUUGUGUCUGCUAUAGUUACUGUGCUCGCGCUUCUUCAGGGCGCCUCGGCCCUAGCUACGGGUGCACGAGCCUAUAUCUUAGAUGAAGAUCAUCGGACAGACGUCUCCUCAAAUCUCCUCUCUUCCGAUAUCGUUUGGCUUUCAAGCACCGCAGCAUGCGAUGUCCUGAUCUUCCUCUGCAUGGUUUACUACCUUUCCAAGAUGCGUACGGGCAUCAAAAGCACGGAGAAGAUCAUCAAUCGUCUUAUCACGCUUGUCAUAGAAACAGGCCUUGUCACCACCAUCGCUGCGAUCAUUGACCUCGGCUUCUUCAUUGGGCUCCCGGACACCCCAUGGUUUGUCGUGCUUUCGCUCAUGCUCUCGAAACUGUACAGCAACUCGCUUCUCGUCAUCCUCAACAACCGAUCCUCAGUCGCGCGCUUUCAGUCCCGUGGGGAUGCUGAUAGCGAUGAAGUAUACUCCAAGCAACAGCGCAACCGCCACGGUACUGAGAGUUUCCGCGUUUACGCACCGCCGGAUAGCAUCGUACGCACGGAAAGGUUCGCUACUGUUGAUUCUGCGAUGGCCGAAGUAGCGUUGGAUACCACGAUGCGAAAGAGUGGUGACGAAGGGGUUCUAAACCCGGUCAAUCUUCAAUUUUCGAGGAAUCCGGAUUCAGAAGUUGGGCAGCGCUCGGAGCUUUCAUUGCCUUAAGACAAGCCUGCACAACUUUAUUGGAAGAUCACAGGCUGUUCUCAUCUAUCGUCAGACUGUGAGCGCCCGAUCUGUGACUUUGGGGCACCUUGUAUGAUAUGUUCUUGCUUCUUAUUAUGUAUUGAAUGCGUGAUUUGUGUCUAGUGUGAGGAUAGAG
This is a messenger RNA of Coniophora puteana RWD-64-598 SS2, 1586 nucleotides long. RefSeq lists its product as uncharacterized. Lineage: Eukaryota; Fungi; Basidiomycota; Agaricomycetes; Boletales; Coniophoraceae. The record is from RefSeq and is a predicted model, not a curated record. The transcript is spliced from 11 exons. Bases 371 to 1429 code for a protein of 352 amino acids.